AAAUUAUGUGUUAGGGUACCUAAAUUACUUAGGAGAAAAUCAGAAAAUAUCGUUGUAAAAUUAAGACAUCAAGAUCUCAAAAUACAGUUUAAAAGUAAAACUGAUUGUAAUAAACCGAUUCGUGGAAAGACUAUUCUAAUUUUCUUGUACCAUAACGUUAUUUUGCUAACAUUGGUAAAGUACAAUAUCUGACAACGACAAUAUUACGUCGCCAUAUUUGAAGAAAUAUUUCAUCGUUCUGUUCGUCUUGACAUUAACAACACAGUGUUGUGCGGAUGGGAAAGUUUCAACUUAAGUGAUCUUUACUUGAAAUUUUGGAAUACAGCUCAAUAUUCGUUCAAAUAAGGAAGUGAGAUUUCUUCGAUUUCUAUUCAGGAGGAGGUAACUCUAAAUUUCGUAAUGGAUAUCCGCAACUGAGACUACAUUGUCUGAAGAAGAUAAAAUGCCUCGCAAGCCUCCGGCAGGCGAUUCGGCAUAUUUUGGAGAGUAUGAUGCAAGAUCAUAUCGUCAUAUGGUGGCAAACGACUACCACGAACAAUCAAGAGAUUCUCGUGACGCGAGAGACGUACGCGAGAAAGACAGUUACAGUGACUCAAGUCGCAGUAGGAAAAAGAAAGUAAAGCAGAAGAAAUCCAAAAGGAAAGAGCGAUCCAAAGAAAGAGACUCUGUAAAUGAUCAGACCCGUGGAAAGCCAAUUGUGGAUUACGAUGACAUUAGUUCAGACUCUGAAAUAAACACGACACCACCGCCAGCCACGCAAUCUUCGCGGUCAAGGAACGUCCAUCAUGAAAUUUCACCCGCCACUGAACUCCGCAGGUACAAAUACGACAGAAGCCAAAGUAACUCUCCAAUAGUGAUUAGAGACAGUCCUCCGCCGCAAUCUUAUUCUUCCUCGUCCAGGAAAACGAAGAAGAGGCCUUAUUCCCCUGAGCAACAUCCUCGGGAGCCUGCUAGGCAUUUUGCGGAACCUCCAAGAGCGUACGCGAAUCCCCCGAAAGCUUACAGAGACAGAGAUGCAAGCCCUGUGGGUAGUCCAAGGAAACGCUACAGAUCGCGGUCACCAAGUCCAUACAAUAGAAAAUCAAAAUAUAGCAGUUCAAGUAGAUACCCAGAAAAAAAUGACAAAUACAGGCGAUCUUCUCGAAGCCGUUCCCCUAGUCCUCGCAGAACAAGGCGAUCACGAUCUCCGGGAAGAUAUUCCACAUCAAAUCGACAGAGGCGGUCUUCUUCUCGAAGUCCAUCUCGAGGCUCAAGUAAUAAACUCUCGCAUUCCAAGUAUGCAACAAACACUCUUGCCGCAGAGCUUUCAAAACAUCGACGAGCACGGGAGGCAAAGGAAGCCGCCCUGCUUGCUGCCAAAGGACGUGAUUCUAAAGACUCAAGAUCCAGCAAUAAAAAUCAUUCCUCAGACAAAGACAAAUCAGACAGGAACUCAUCCGCUAUUAAUUCCAGUAAAGGGGAUUAUGGGUCGAGGUCGCCUCCCUAUUCCUCCAGCAGAAGGAGCAGGGGACCAGAUGAUUUAAUGAAGUCCGACAUCAAACGGGAGGAGAGGGACCUCGAACCAAGAAGAAUGGAGCCUCGCAGAGAGGAGAUUCGUGAGAUGCCGCCAAAGAUGCCCUACCAUAGAGAAGAUCUGCCCCCGGUGCGUAAAAUGGAGGACCGGAGACCAGAUUACCGCGAGCACCGAGCAGAACCAGAAUUACCUCCUGUUCCACGUCCCAGUUUACCCCUGCCUCGAGUUUCUCCAGUAGAAAGCAUGGGUACUCCUAGUCCAUAUAGUUAUGGUCGUUUUGUUACCAGAAAGCAGGAGCUUCAGCACCGCAAGCGUAUCACCGACCUCCCUAUGCCGCCAAUGAUGGACGAACCGGAGCCAGAGUUUGACCCCGAGCCAGAACCUACACCCAAAAGGGACAUGUCCCAACAAUCGGCCCCAAAAGUUAAAAAGCCAAAAAUCUGUCAACAAAGACGUCUUGAUGAGAGGGUCAAAGGAGACUGGGGGGAGAGAUGUGUUGACCUGUUCAAGAUCAUCGAGAUCAUUGGCGAGGGGACUUAUGGUCAGGUGUACAAGGCAAAAGACACCUUUACAGAUGAGCUGGUGGCUUUGAAGAAGGUGAGACUGGAAAAUGAGAAGGAGGGUUUUCCCAUCACGGCUGUACGGGAAAUCAAGAUCCUGCGGCAGCUGAAUCACCCCAAUAUAGUCAACCUGAAGGAGAUUGUCACAGACAAGCAGGAUGCACUCGACUUCAAGAAAGACAAAGGUGCCUUCUAUUUGGUGUUUGAAUACAUGGACCAUGACCUGAUGGGGAUUCUGGAGUCUGGGAUGUGCCAUCUAAAGGAGGAACACAUUGCAUCAUUUACCAAACAGCUACUUGACGGCUUGAACUAUUGCCAUAGGAAGAACUUCUUGCAUAGAGACAUCAAGUGUUCCAAUAUCUUGCUGAAUAACAGGGGUCAGAUAAAACUGGGAGACUGGGGACUGGCCCGUCUGUAUGACGCCGAGGACAAGGACAGACUGUACACAAACAAGGUGAUCACGCUCUGGUACAGACCCCCAGAGCUACUUCUGGGCGAGGAGAGAUACGGACCAGCCAUCGACAUCUGGAGUAUCGGCUGCAUCUUGGGAGAACUGUUCACCCGGAAGCCGAUAUUCCAGGCGGGCCAGGAGUUCGCCCAACUGGAGCUGAUCAGUAAGACCUGUGGCUCCCCCUGUCCCGCCGUGUGGCCUGACGUGAUCAAGCUGCCAUUGUUCCACACCUUCAAGCCAAAGAAACAGUACAGAAGGAGGCUAAGGGAGGAGUUCUCUUUCUUGCCAAAGACUGCUCUGGAUUUAAUGGAUCAGAUGUUGGACUUGGACCCCUCUCGUAGAAUCACAGCUGAGGCUGCACUUAUCUGCCCUUGGCUUCGGGAGGUGGAACCCAGUAGAAUACCGCCACCAGAUCUGCCUAGAGACCAGGACUGCCAUGAAAUGUGGUGCAAGAAUCGGAAGAAGCAUAUGAAAGAGGCUCAGAAGAGAGGAGAGGAUCCAUCAGUUUCACAAGGAAACAGCUCCAAGGGAAGUGUGGCCUCAGCUAGUGCACAGUCCAUCGCUGGUAAAACAGAGGUCAAAGACAUGCGACGGUCUUUAUCGAGUGAUAGGACACUUCCACCCAAAGGCAAGCCUCAGUCGGGGGCAAAUAGCAACAGCAAAGCACCAGUGGGGGGAAUAUUCAACAGGAAAGAGAAAGCCGGUGGUUCCUCCGGAAUUCCAGGACUGGACGUGGCUGCCCAAGAACCGCCAGUAGAGGCACCGCCUGCCACAGAUCAAGAUGGGAAAGAGGCAGGGCAUCAGCUGACUCAGAUGAUUGCACUUUUACAGAAGGGCAUGUCUGUGCCUGAUGUAGCCAAGAGUGUGAAUGUGACACUGGACGAGCAAACUCAGCAGCUGAUGAGUAACCUGAAUGCUCAACUCAUGCUCGCAGCUCGGUUCUCCAAAGAUCAGGGUGUAGCUGACCAGGCAGUGCCCGGGAGGGCAGACACUUCAGGGAACCAAAGCUCUGUGUACUCUGCCGAAGGCUUUAGGCCUGAUUAUGGUAAUCAUAGUUCUAGCAAUAUGUUUGGGGGGAACAAAGGGGGAGGGUUAACAGAGGGUAACUCUACUGUUUACAGCCAAGAUAAUAGCAACAGCUCUGGAGGCGGUGAAAAUGCUGGUGUGAAGGCUGCAUUGGCGCAGCUUUUGGCUCAACAAGGAAUGCGUGUGAGUUUGGGAGGGACAGAAAUAUCGGCCUCGGAAACCCGCAUGACCCACACAGAUUCCUACAGUAAAUCUGAGUCGAGUUACUAUUCCACGGACCGAGUCGACUACACUAGAUCCAGCAGCUACUCAGGGAGUGCAGUAUUUGACGAAAACGCAAGGGGGAGUUUCUCUUCUGGAGGAGACAGCUAUGGUGGACAGUUCAACCCCCCUCCAAGUGGGGGAGCUGGCUAUUAUGGACAGUAUUCAGGGGAGGGGAGGCCUCCCCCUAAAUCCUAUGCGGAAGCAGCUCAGGGGGGCCCCAAGCCUCCCAAGAGUAUACUGAAGAACAAAGCAGCCUCCUCUGGUGGUUCUUCAGCUCCAUCCUCAAAGUCUGGCAUUCCUUCACUGAUGGAUCAACCUGUUGGGGGGUUUCCCCCACCCCACUCCUCCAGCCGAAGUGGGAAUCACCGAGGGGGGAGGGGUAGCUGGAAUUAGUUUAAAUCUUUAACUAAUUAUCCAUUGUACAUGUAUUUUUUUUUUUGUUCCUGUUGCAAAAACAAGCUUGUUCUUUCCUCCUUUGUAUAGUAGUCUGGUAUUAAUGCAUGAUACUACUGCCUGCAUUAGGAGUAAAUUAGGAGUAAAUGCAUUUCAAGAAGUUAUCUGGAUUUAGUUGAUAAGCCCUAUUUCAAACAUUGGUGCUAAAAAAACAGCUGUUUAUUUCAGUUCAAAAAAAAAUGCCCAUUUUAAAGUUCUUAGAUGAUGUUUGUUUUCAAUUAUCUGUGAUUUCCAAUGGGUGCAAUUAGAUAAAAUUAUAUAUAGAGAUGAUAGUGUUUGUAAGUACUUUGUUUACUGAAAGAUGAAUGGUUGGGAGGGGAAAUUUUGGGCUCAGAAAUUGAGCUUCAAGUUCAUUUUCAUAGAUUGCAUUAAAAGUAUGUACAAGUAAAAUAUGCAUUUUGUUUGGUGUGAAAGUGUUGGAAAUAUCCUCAGAGACAAAACUUUGUUGAGAGAGAGAGAGAGAGAGAGAAUGAGUGAUUGUGUUGCAGGUUCAGUGUCAUUAUUCUGUGUGCAUCCGUUUUCCUUAAUUAAUAUGGUUCUGGAGAAAACUUCAUUUUGAAAAAAAGUUUCCAUGCUUAAUCCUAGUUCAAAGAGAACAAGUGGAAAUGAUCCAUUGUGAAUAAUUGCAAUGUUACGGCCAUCAAAAGCAGGUGUAUUUCUAAAACUUGCAGGGAAAUUCAGUCUCUAUUGUAUUACUGUGUGCUGAAAUAAAAUCUCAUAAUGUUGAA
This is a messenger RNA of Magallana angulata, 4995 nucleotides long. Its product is annotated as cyclin-dependent kinase 12-like. Gene Ontology annotation, cellular component: cyclin/CDK positive transcription elongation factor complex; nucleus. The coding region runs from base 443 to 4207 and encodes 1254 amino acids. NCBI's taxonomy places the organism in Eukaryota, Metazoa, Mollusca, Bivalvia, Ostreida, Ostreidae. Gene Ontology annotation, biological process: positive regulation of transcription elongation by RNA polymerase II; protein phosphorylation; transcription elongation by RNA polymerase II. The transcript has 10 exons. The record is from RefSeq and is a predicted model, not a curated record. Gene Ontology annotation, molecular function: cyclin binding; RNA polymerase II CTD heptapeptide repeat kinase activity; cyclin-dependent protein serine/threonine kinase activity.